CUUGUUUUGAACGCAGUUGGCCGCGGUGCAUCAUGGGAUCCAAUAUGUCUGCAAAGAGAGUUAGCUGAUGCUAAUUCAACAGAGAUAACUGCGGAUAAAUGUAGAUUUAAUCCAGUUUUUAUUUUUAUUAUCGGCGCGUUUCGUGUCGCUGUGUGUGUCUGACGUAUUAACUGUUUCCCGCGUGUCGUCAUGUCAACGAAAGCAGAGUCCAGAGUCUCCAGCUCCAGCUCCAGGACAGACGACAGGAGGAGAUCCAGGAGCAGAGGGCGAGAAAAAAGCAAGCGGAAACGUAGCCGUAGCAGAUCUUCCUCGUCGUCCUCUUCCAGCUCGUCGUCGUCGUCGUCUUCCUCGUCAUCGUCGUCCUCCUCUUCAUCAGGUUCAUCGCACUCUUCCAGCCGCAGUCGGAGUAGCUCGAGCAGUAGCGACUCCCGCAGUAAAUCCAGAAAGCAGUCUAAGAAAAGGAAAAAGGAGAAACAGCCCAAAAAAAAAGGGAAGAAAGAGAAGCGACAUAAACGUAAAAAAGACAAGAAAGCAAAAGGAGAAGAAAACUCGGGACCUGUCCAGAUCUCCAAGUACUUGAAGGACCGGAAAAAGGGCAAGUACAGCAUGAUUUCAGGGAAGAAGAUAAAGAUGAAAGUAAAGAAGUCAAAGAAAGACAAACAGCGGGAUAAAAACCGAGCAGAACUUCUCGAGUUCUUGAACUCUACCCUGUGAUGCUGCUGUGGAUGCCGGUAGCGGUGCUCGGGCUCAGACACGUCAGCAGAACUCAGGAAACAACGACUCCUCAGCUUUUCCCCGAGAGAACACAAACGACGGGUUUUCUGAGGAAAAAGAACGAGAUCAACGCGACUUACAUCGACACACACACACACACCGAGCUAGAUGGAGUAGAGGAGCUGUGUCUCGUGAAGUGAGAUACACCACACUACUGCCCAGCUGGCCAGUUCUUCGUCAGCUUAGUCUGAGAGCUCUUGUUAUAUGAGAAGCGUACAUGUUGAGCGGCGUCGUCCAUAAUUUUAUCUGUAGCUGAACCCAUCAGACGAAGAUGAAAACUGUAAUCAAGCAGCAUCAGUCAGAGCGUGGAACGCGGGUGAACUGCCGGGCGACCGGCUUCUCAGCUUUGCCUACAUUACCCACAAUGCAACUCGACUGCCGACAGUUCGGCUGGAGAUUUCGGGUGCGUCAGGGCGCAUUCAGACGGGAUCAGGUGCUGCUCAGACGCAGGUUUUUUUUUAUUAUUCAUUUGAGUCGGGGGGAGGCACAUUUUGGGCGUAGAAGUUGAUCAAUCUUUUGGAAAAACGCUGCGGCUGCCAGUCAGACAACGUCCUCCACAUUCAGCCUGAGAUGUCUCUAAAACUGAGACUAAACUCAUGGACUAAAACUCUGAUACUCUACCUGUUUGUUUAGUUCAUAAACCAGCUUUUAAAUUUGAGUCUGACUCGAAAAUUUAUGCUGCAAAAUAGAGACACGAGAGAAAGAAGUUUGAUUUGAUUUGAGAGAGCAAGCAGUGGUCGAGAGACCUGGACAGUGAAUGAGAGUGAGGGAGCAGCCUUUAAGGUUAAUCUGUGAAAUAAAAAGUUAUUUCCCCGACUGUUUCACAGCGGUUACGCUCAGCACAAAUAGACACACUGCUGCACAACCUGACUCUGUCUGAAUACACCCUUAUGCUAUGCAGAGGUUAAUGUAGCCUCGAGCAGAGAUGAGGAGCAGGCUUCUCCGCACCCUGCUGAGCUUUAUAUAACUUUAACUUUCAAACCUGUGAUGUGUAAAAAUCGGUUCCCGUUCUUGCUCACCUGGCCGGCUGUACUACAUUGACCGUCAUAUUUCCUGAGACAAAUGUUGGUAAUGUGAAACCACAGAGUUUUUUUAAACGUGUACAUUUUGUUUAAAGAGAAUUGACUGUGCGUUGUUUGAUAGCUGUAUGAUAAAUGUCACAAUCAUUCCCCCUCCAAAAUUCGACCCUCUCCCUCGUAUCAGUCCAGUUGAAAGCUUUAUAUGGAUGGUGAGUGUUUACUGUUGAAUUCUGCUGUGUGACAAACAGAAAAGAAAAAGGCAAUAAACUGCUGGAAAGAU
This is a messenger RNA of Larimichthys crocea (large yellow croaker), 2073 nucleotides long. Its product is annotated as pinin. The record is from RefSeq and is a predicted model, not a curated record. The transcript has 7 exons. Bases 190 to 714 code for a protein of 174 amino acids. Lineage: Eukaryota; Metazoa; Chordata; Actinopteri; Sciaenidae.